Dipodomys ordii (Ord's kangaroo rat) is the source of this 1238-nucleotide messenger RNA. It is a transcript of the gene Endod1, whose product is annotated as endonuclease domain containing 1. Lineage: Eukaryota; Metazoa; Chordata; Mammalia; Rodentia; Heteromyidae. The record is from RefSeq and is a predicted model, not a curated record.
GCAGAGCAAGAUUUCAUUGCUAUUCCCUCUCAGAUCGACGACCCGAGCAGCAGCCUUGAGGAGGCCACAGAGGAGGCGGAGGCUGCCAUCUCCGUGAGCGGCCUGGGCAGCCAGCAAGCCCUGAACAGCGACUACCAGGACUCCGACUACCAGCCGGGGCAGCUGUACCCCUUUGCCCUCAACGACGACCCCCAUGAGGCCAUGUUCACGCUCACCAACUCCGUCCCCAUGACCCCGUCCUUCCGGGACCGCUGGUACAUGAACCUCCGCAGCCUGAUGGACCGGGCCCUGCUCCCUCACUGUGGCGGGGACCACCUGUUCCUCCUGGCGGGUGCAGUGCCCUCGGGCCGCAGGCUCAGAGGCAGGGUGUCCAUCCCCGAGUCCGUCUGGCUGGCAGCCUGCUGCGCGGCGCCUGGUGGCGGCUGGGCCAUAGGCUUCAUCAAGCACACCCAGGGCAGCGGCGUCAUCGAGGACGUGAUGGUGAAGGACCUUGAGAGGCUGCUUCCCCACCAGCCGCAGCUCUUCCAGGACAACUGCGGGGAAGCAGAACAGGACACGGAGAAGAUGAAAAAGAUCUUGGAGGUGGUGAAUCAGGUCCAGGAUGAGGAGAGAGCCCUGCAGUCUCAGGAGAGCACUGUGUCCCCGGCCGGCGCCAGGAGCCAGAGGGCUGCCCUGGGGCCUCCAGAGGCCGCCGCGGGAAGCAGUGGCUUCUGGGGUUUCGUGACCCCCGUCGUCCGGCUUUUCCAGCUAAUUUAUUACCUAGUGGCAGCGAUCCUGAGGAACACAGUCUAUCUCCUAUGGUAUGUCACCAAGCAGGUAGUCAGCGGCAUAGAGGGCUGUCUCUACCGCCUGGGCUUGGCCACUGGGUCCUACUUCGUGGCCAUUGGGGCAGAGCUGGUGAGCCUUCCCUGGAAGGUGCUCAAGGUCGUGGCCAAGGUCAUCAGGGCCAUUCUCCGGAUCCUCUGUUGCCUGCUGAAGGCCGUGUGCCGCGUCCUGAGCAUUCCCAUCCGUGUGCUGGUCGACGUGGCCAGCUUUCCUGUGUACACCAUGGGUGCCAUUCCGAUUGUGUGCAAGGACAUCGCCAUGGGCCUCGGGGGCACUCUGUCUCUGCUCUUUGACACUGCUUUUGGCACCAUGGGUGGCCUGUUUCAGGCUGUUUUCAGUGUCUUCAAGCGGAUUGGCUAUAAGGUUACAUUUGAUAACUCUGGAGAGUUAUAGAAGUAAAAACAAAAACAUGA